Molecule: messenger RNA, 1993 nt
Organism: Thunnus maccoyii (southern bluefin tuna)
Lineage: Eukaryota; Metazoa; Chordata; Actinopteri; Scombriformes; Scombridae
Product: fibroblast growth factor-binding protein 1-like
Exons: 2
Coding region: 110-826 (238 amino acids)
Biological process (GO): cell-cell signaling
Molecular function (GO): growth factor binding
Source: RefSeq, a predicted model, not a curated record
CAGCAUUUAUGUAUGAAAGCCAUGUGCGAGACCACGGAGAGCCACAAGCAGCAGCUUUACGCACAGCGACACUUGUUAUUUUUGGUGAGACUUUAUCUACUGUAAGAAGAUGUUACUGCUGAGGACUUUGGCUCCGUGUUUGCUGAUGGCCUUCCUCGCGCAGCAGGUCUCUCUGUCCUCUGGUGCGCGCGGUAAAGGACGCACUGCAGAGGAGCGCGGAGCGGACCGGACCGUGACUCCAGCGCCGGGCAGAGCGCAGAGGAGCGGAGGCAAAGGCGCAGCACCAGCAGCAGCCGCGACUGGCCGCGGGAAGUUCUCCACCAAGGACAAGAUGCAGUGCACGUGGGGGGCGAGAGACGUCGGUGACACCGUGAAGCUGUCGGUCAAAUGCGAGAACCCGGAGGCGCGCGUCAAAGGCGGAGUCACUGAGCUCAGGUGUGACUACAACGCCAAACCUCAGAGCUGCCCGGGCUACCAGUCCGACCCCAGGGGCUUCUGGAAACAGGUGGCGCGAGCGCUCAAAAAGCUUAAGGGCAAACUGUGCAAGGAUGAACGCGCGCUGGUGAGGACCGGCAUGUGCAAGCGCGCGCCCCGGGAUGCACACUUCAAACUUGACAUCUCCAGCUCCGUGGCCUCCGCUCAGUCCGGAGAUGUGGAGCCUCCCAGGCCGCCGCCACCUCGACGCGCCUCCACCGCGGCUCCUGCCGGAUCGACAGCGUGCACGAGGCGCGCGGACCACCGGCAGAAGGCUGAAGAGUACUGCAACAGCGCGUGGGCCAGCGUGUGCUCUUUCUUUUUCUCCAUGCUGCAAAGUGACGACUGUUAACUUCAGGAGGGACGUGAGGACAUGAGAUGACUGACAGCAGAGAAAUCCGUUCAGGACUCCUCGUGUUUAUAGAAAGUGCAUACGUCACACACAUUUUAAUCGGUAAUCAAUACAAACUGCAGAAGUGAAUGAUUCUCAGUCACCAAGUUCACGCAGGUGCGCAUAUUAACGGGUAUUUGUCAGUUGUUCUGCUGUGAAUGUGGCUCAGCAAAUCUGAACUGAAGAUUUAUAAUUUGCAUUAUAUUAGUAAAUAGUAAAUUAUCACCAGUGGUGGAAAGUAACAGAUCUUCAUUUAUUUGUACUUUAUGCUACUUUAUCCUUCUACUCAGAGUUUAUACCAUUGAGAUUAUGAUGUAUUGUUAUAGAUUUAACGACACAAAAGUUCAUAAAGCAGUUAAAAUCAGAUUUAUAUGAUGCCAGCUACAUUAAAAUCAUGUUUACAAACUGUAUGAUGUAAAUAAUGUAAGAUAUACACAAAUAACACUUAAAACAAUACAUUAAAAAGUCAAAAGAUGAUGUUAAAAAGAACAUUUGCUCAAGUGAAGCUGCAGACAUUUCAUCAGCAAAUUGUACUUAAAUAUUUUCUUUUUAACAUUUUCUUUUCAGUUUUUAACAUAUUGAGGCAGAAGACACAAUGCAGUUAUAACAAACUACAAACAUACACACUCACAGAGUCACUAAAACACAAUAGAUAAAAGAUGUAAUCUGGAUUUUGAUAAGUGUGAUUGGUGAACACCUCCAUAAUGAAUCAGCUGGUUUCUACCACUGAUCGAGUGUAAAUCUCUCAGUGCCUCGUUCACCACUCCUCACGUCUUUCAGGUUUUACAUGUGACUCCAUAAGAUGAUCACUAAACACAGAUGGCGCCUUGUGAUGUCACAAAAUGACUCAGAAUGCUCUGAAAAGGUUUUGAAUCUUGGAUCUGAGUGAAAAAUUUAAAUGUGUUUACUUGUAAUGGAGUGUUUGUACCUUGUGCUGUUGCUAUUUUUUACUGUAGUAAAGAACUUGAAUGCUUCUUCCACCGCUGUUUAUCACACAGAAAUGAAGAUUGAUGAUUAUGUAGAGUUGUAGUUUGUUCUACCUCUGGUUCAUUUUAUCAAUCAACCACGAUUAGCAUAUAAACAUCACUGUAUAUAUGCACUACAAAUAAAUAUUUUCUAUUUAUACAA